This is a messenger RNA of Misgurnus anguillicaudatus (oriental weatherfish), 1698 nucleotides long. RefSeq names its product BarH-like homeobox 2 (gene barhl2). Lineage: Eukaryota; Metazoa; Chordata; Actinopteri; Cypriniformes; Cobitidae. Gene Ontology annotation, molecular function: DNA-binding transcription factor activity, RNA polymerase II-specific; DNA binding. Gene Ontology annotation, biological process: regulation of DNA-templated transcription. The record is from RefSeq and is a predicted model, not a curated record.
UUAAGAGGAGAGUGAUGUCGAGGAGUUAAAGCAUCCAAAUCUCUCCACACCUUCAACUUUAAAAGAAAGUUCAGUAACAAUACCAGAAGGAUGUAGACAAAGCCCCACUUGCUUUCCACAUUUUACCUCGAUCUUGGAGCGCAUGCUAUAUUUCUCUUUAACAGGUGCAAGGAUUUUUAAUUAUGUUUAUUUUGUACCUUUUCGGGAUUUUAAAAUGAGUUAACUUUUAUGUUAAGUAUGUUGAUACGUAUUUCCGUUUAAGCAGAGAUUUUUUAUUUAAAACUAAUUCAGGAAAGUUAUGAAGGCGACAUAAAUAACCAGCUUUUUCUUAUACUAUGGAAGGAUCCAGUGGGUCUAAUUUCGGAAUAGACACGAUUUUGUCCACAUGCAGUUCUGGGAACUCAGUAUUAACGAACGGAGAUUUUCGUCUCAGUGACAAUAACAGAACAUCGGAUUUCAAGAACCAGGUGACAGGGUCACCGUGUUCGGAGAUAUACACUGUGGGAACAGUCCCGUCAUCCCCGAUCUCAGUCACGAUGGAGCAUACCGAACCGCAUCUGGUCGAAGACAGCCUUCAGCAUCACCAUCAUCAUCACAGUCAGGCUCAUAGUUUGCAGCUUUCUUCCCAGCCUCAUCCGCUCGGGCAGGCUGACUGUGCCCCCAGGAUUGUCACCUCUUCCUUUCUAAUCAAAGACAUUUUGGGCGAUAGCAAACCGCUGGCAGCGUGCGCUCCUUACAGCACCAGUGUGCAAUCUGCACAAUACAGCCCCAAAACACAGAGCAGAACCUCCCCGGACGGCAUUAGGCAUAAACUACAGCAAGAUGAAAACAAAAGCAAAAUGGACAAAAGAGAUGACAAUCAGAACGAUUUAAAGUGUAACGGAACAAAAGAAGAGGGCGAUCGGGAAAUGUCCAGUUCCAGAGACAGUCCGUCUGUUCGCUCUAAGAAACCUCGCAAAGCGCGGACGGCCUUCUCCGACCAUCAGCUCAACCAGCUGGAGCGCAGUUUCGAAAGACAGAAAUACCUCAGUGUACAGGACCGAAUGGACCUGGCAGCAGCCCUAAACCUCACAGACACACAAGUCAAGACCUGGUACCAAAAUCGACGGACGAAAUGGAAAAGACAGACGGCUGUCGGAUUGGAACUACUGGCCGAAGCUGGAAAUUAUUCGGCCUUACAGCGAAUGUUCCCGUCCCCGUAUUUUUAUCACCCAACCAUGUUAGGGUCCGUAGACAGCACGACAGCGGCCACCGCUGCCGCUGUAAUGUACAGCAGUAUGUACCGGACUCCGUCAACACCGCAUCUAUCUCUCCAGAGACCGCUCGUCCCUAGAGUGCUCAUUCAUGGCCUAGGGCCAGCGGGACAACCGGCUUUAAACCCCAUAGCAAACCCAAUACCGGGCACACCGCAUCCUCGGUAAAACUUUGAAGGACACUGAGAGACACAUGAUGUGAGGGGCUGCGCUGAGCUUUUUACAAAACGCAUUUUUCUCCAGAAACACUGAGAGAAUUUUAUCUAAAAAAAUAUUGUCCAGUGCUGACUUGUUGGCAAAAUUAAACUAAACCAAACCAAGCCAAACCAAACCAGAAACCAGAUGAGCCUGUGACCGUGACAGUGACAGUAAAAGGACUGUUCAUUUGUCAGAUUGUAUGUUUUGUCUUUUUGGUACAAUUAGUACAUGCGCUUAUAAAGUUUAU